Serpula lacrymans var. lacrymans S7.9 is the source of this 840-nucleotide messenger RNA. RefSeq lists its product as uncharacterized. The transcript is spliced from 10 exons. Gene Ontology annotation, molecular function: acyltransferase activity, transferring groups other than amino-acyl groups. The record is from RefSeq and is a predicted model, not a curated record. Gene Ontology annotation, biological process: biosynthetic process. Bases 1 to 840 code for a protein of 279 amino acids. Lineage: Eukaryota; Fungi; Basidiomycota; Agaricomycetes; Boletales; Serpulaceae.
AUGACGACCCCACCAGAUAUCAAAUAUUAUCAUCACGGCAGGUUUAAAGUUACAGGAGGUAUCCUCCCUGAUGCUGUUACAGCUUAUCAGACAUAUGGUAGCUCAAACAAUCCGUGUAUCGUGUUUCCGACUUGCUACGGGGCCAAGCUAGCUCUCGGCAGCCAAGACUACCUUAUCGGCGACGAUAAAGCUCUCGACCCGUGCAAGUACUUCAUUGUCACUUUUGCUUUGUUUUGUAAUGGAGAGUCUUCAUCCCCUUCCAACACUCCUGCACCAUAUAAUGGUGCCUAUUUCCCAUCUGUUUCCUACGAAGAUAACAUUUUCCUGGAAGGCCCGAAGUCCGCUAUGCUGGCCUCUAAAGAUUAUGCUGAUGGUCAUUACACCACCACCCCACAACAUGGAAUCCGAGCCUUUGGUCGAGUUUACAGUGCAUGGGCAUACGGACAAACCUGGUUUAGAGAGCAUAAAUAUCUGAUGAAUGGAGAAUACCCUGAUUUGAAUAGUUUCAUCAGGGAACGCUGGGAAGCCCGCUAUCUUCAAUACUGGGAUGCUAACGAUAUGAUAGCACUUCUCUCCACUUGGCAAAAUGGAGAUAUCUCAAAGGUCCAAGAUGGUGGUAAUUAUGAAAAAGCGUUGAGCAGCAUAAAAGCCAAAGCGCUACUCAUGCCUUCCAAAACAGAUUUAUACUUCCCUCCUGAAGACAGUCAGAAUGAGUUAUCUCACCUGAAGGAUGCGAAAUUGCACGUCAUUAAUACCGUUUGGGGCCAUGUCGCCGGUGGAGGCGCUAAUCCUUCAGACGUCGAGUUCAUAACGGCAAGAAUUCUCGAGUUUCUGAAGUAA